UACCUUCUCAUCUGCCCAGCCUCGUUAUCGUCUAGUCGUGAAAUUGACGUGCUAACAGAAUGAAGUCUCUUGUUCUCUUGUAUCUGGCAUCUUGUCUCACGGUGUUAACUGUAGCACACUCCCCAGUCCCCGCAGACGAUGAGGUCAACCGGAUGUGCAUCUUUGGCGACAUUGCUGUGCGUCACGGCCACUUCACCAUGGACACCUGCAACAGGUGCAAGUGUUUCAAUGGAAAGGAGGUCUGCGAGGACAAGCCAUGCAACAAAAGAGGCGCCGCUUGCGUCAUUGACGGUAAAAAAUAUGCCAGCGGCCAGCCAACACCUGACGAGUGCGGCCGAUGUCGCUGUCGCCAUGGCAACCCAGUCUGCGACAAAAGCGCAUGCGUGAAAGAAUCUGACUAGACUGGCGGUGUGUUCAGGCAAGGUGUGU
Physella acuta is the source of this 429-nucleotide messenger RNA. Its product is annotated as kielin/chordin-like protein. Lineage: Eukaryota; Metazoa; Mollusca; Gastropoda; Physidae. The record is from RefSeq and is a predicted model, not a curated record.